AGUCGAGUAUCAUAUUUGGAACUUUCGUUUUAUAAGUUCCAUUGUAAUGAUGAUUUAUUUAUAUUUUUGUAAAACUAGAACACAUUGUAGAAUGUUUCGCUAUUGAAAACCUCCCAAACAAAGAGCCUUUCUUUACAACCGGCCGCAUUUCUGCGGACUCCUUUAGAUGCUAGGACGCACUGCAGCUGGCGUAUCUUAUUAGCUCCGCUAGAGGUCGCUGGGCGUGACGUCACUAAACGCGGCUCAUUCAACUCGCAGAAGGCGUACGAGUAUGUAGCUUGUGUCUGUUCUAAACGAUGGGAUGUUAGUGAUGGUUGAUUUUUCGUACAUUUUGAACGGAUUUUACGUGUUGUUGGUGUACAAUUAGACGCUGAUGUAGCCCGCUUCAUGAUAUAUUCGACUGUGUGUAGCUGGAAGUGUUUACUCCAUCAAGUGGCAGUGAAGGAAUGGAAAAUUGUAUGAAGCGGAGAGAGAUAACGUCCAGUGAGAGUUUAGACAAGGCGAGUUUUGAGCGCGGCCUCAUCAGCCCGUACAAGCGACUCAAAGUGGCCGAUCUGCCGACGGCUCUCCGGUCCGAAGAAGUCUACCCCGUCCAGGUGCAUUACACCAGCGAACAUGCCAGUCUCGAGUCGAGCAAGGGCAAGAAGAAAAAAGUCCUGCAGAGUCGGGGUCAGUUGAAAAUAUCGGCGUAUAUGAAUUUUGGUCUUCUAACUGUUCAUGUCGUCCAAGGCCGUCACCUGUCGUCUAACUGGAAACCACUGUGUGAUGCCUAUGCAAAGAUGUCUCUUGUUCCCGAUGAUACGCGACGAACACGAUGCAAGACUGGGAUCGUCAUGGAUUCCAACAAUCCACACUUUGACGAGAAAUUCUCUUUUGAGUUGCUAGAAGAAGACCAUCACAAACGACUGCUGGUUUCAGUGUGGCACAAAGAUGAGUCAGGAACUCUCAGUGAGUUUCUUGGCUGUAUGUCGUUCGGUGUCAAACAUCUCAUGAAUCCCAACAAGGAGGUGAAUGGCUGGUACUACUUACUCACAGAAGACGUUGGACGUAAGAAACAUCUCCAGGUGUCCAACAAACUCAAGUCCACUGCUGCGCUUAAAGCUAGAAAUCACCCCAACAUACCUGUCAUUAACAAGGAUGUUCUGGGAAUGGAGCCAGUCGUGGUUCAGAUGUACCGUGGAAAGAAUGGCUACGGUUUCUCUGUGGUUGAUUCAUUCCCCGUGAAGGUGGGGCGUGUUGAUGACGCCUCCCCCGCCAAGAUGGGGGGACUGAAGAAAGGCGACUACAUCAUCAAGGUCAAUGGACAGAAUGUGUCGCGGUCGACCUGCGUCAGUGUCGCCAAACUCGUCAAGAGAAGUGGAACCAAGCUGGUUCUUGAUGUUCAACGUCAGAAAGAGGUCUCCAUCGAGACGUUUGACAAGUCGCCAUGGAAACCAUCGGCCCCGAUCUACGAGUCGAUCCACAACAACUCUGAGGACGAUCACGAUUCGUCUGACGGUGAUGUUGAGGAGACCAAGGAGAACUCUUGUAUCUCCGUUGAUGAAGACCCGACCGGGGAGCAAGAGUACACAUUCUCCCUGGAUGGACUCCCCACCAGCACCCCCCUACCCCUCCUGCUGCACAAGGGUCACAGGACGGCGUACACCGGGUUCACGGAACAGAAGAAACAGGAAGCUGUCCACCGUCUGCUCAGUCUGGAGCUCGACCUGAUUGACUUCAUGCACGCGGGCAUGCAGCGCUACUCGCGGCCACUCCGACACUGCAUCCUGUCGGCACAGCAACACAAGGUGCUCUUCCAGAACAUCGAGAAGCUGGUGACGUUCUCGGAGUACCACAUCAAACAGAUGCAGGACAACAUGCCAUCUGCCUACUCGGACACCGACACGUCUCAGUCGACGGACGGCAGCACCAACCUGAUAACCGCGGUGGGGCUCAUCUACCAGUCGAAGGUCCACAUGCUGUGUCAGGCCUACGAGACGUACGCUGCGGGACUCGCAGAUGCAAACGCCCUGCUCAGCGAGCAGAAGAAGAACCAGGACUUCAUGAGAUUCGUCAAGGAGCCGAAGCUGGAGGCGGGUCAGCCAUCGAUCAGUGCGUUCAUGUACCGGCCGAUCCAGCACAUCAAGGAGCUGUUCCAGGUGCUGCAGGAGAUCUACAGCAACACACAGUCCGAUGGCGCCGACCACUUCACUCUCACGCAGGUCGUCGAUGGAAUGCGUAGCUGUGUGAACAACAUCACAAACAGCGGGUGUUGCCGCGUGGCGAGCCUGACGUCACUGUCAUCACAGAGUAAGAGCAGCAGCAAGGGCUGCAGCAUGAAGAUUGGUUCAUCAUCGUCGGCGUCAUCGAGUGGUGGCAGCAGUACAUCAUCCCACCAGCCAACCAUACCGACGUCACGGUCCAUGGACACGAUACGCUCCGUCGACUCCGAGGUGAUGAGGAUUCAAGACCGACUCGUCUUCUCGCAAAAUAUACCUGUGUUUCAGCUGUGCCAAGAGGAGCGCCACCUGAUCUACCGGGGGGAGAUGUUCAAGUGGGCAGGGCACCAGUGGAUCAAGUGUCACAUGCUGCUCUUCUCGGAUGUGAUGCUGGAGGUGGACGUGGAGCGUGACCACUACCUGCAUGUCUCCAGCGAACCCAUGUUCCUCCGCGAGAUCUGCGGCAUCGAGACCCAACGCAAACACGCCACAGAAUUUGUCCUGCACACGUGUCCCAAGAGUCCAUGCACUGGAAUCCCCGUCCAGCGCCGCAUCACAUACCGUGCACCCAGCUCCGAGGAGAAGUGCACAUGGAAGAGUCUACUUGAGCAGAGGGUGAGCUCCAUCAAGGGAUCACUUGAGUACUUCAGCUCCAGCGAGAUCUCCACAUGCGGAGUCAUCAUCUAAUCAUCAUCAUCGGAAAUCAAGUCAUCAUUAAACCUGUCAUGACAUCAUCAUCAUCGGAAAUCAAGUCAUCACAUAUUCAUCUUUAUUCAGUCAUCAUCUGAAUAUUCAUCAUCAUUAUCUAAAUUGUCAUCAUCUCAUCUGGGUAUUGCCAUUAUCUAGUGAUUACCAUCAUUCAAGUACUGAUAACAUGAGGAUAUUAAAGCUCAUUGUCAUCAUCUCAUCUGGGUAUUGCCAUUAUCUAGUGAUUACCAUCAUUCAAGUACUGAUAACAUGAGGAUAUUAAAGCUCAUUGUCAUCAUCAUCAUCAUCAUCCAUUGAUCAUUAUCAUCUGACCUAUCUUGAUUAUCCAAGCAGUCAUAAUUAACCAUUGCCGUGCUGGUAAUAUCAUCAUCGUCGUCAUCACCAUUAUCAUCCUUAUCAUUACCACCAUCAUCAUCAUCACCAUGAUCUGAUUGCUGUGUAAAGAUCACUGAUGUCUAAUCCACAUCUUACCAUUGUCUCAUCAUAGUGAUCGUCUCAUGAGUGAGUUCUAUCUGUAUGUGUUCAAACAGUCACUGUGACAUCUACGGAUAUGAUGGUUGUUAUUGCGUGUGCAUCUUUAAGACAUAAUAUGAUGAUGUUACGUGCACCGGCCAGUGAACCACUGAAAACUUUCUACGACAAGUGGUGUAAACGUUUUCAAUAUAAUUACUGAUGUUGUUACACACAAAAAAGAGAUGCUCUUGACAGUAUGACUUGUGUUGUUGCUCAGUUAACUAUGUCACACACAAAACAUAGUUUCUCGUGUUGUUGUUAAGCGUUUUGGCAUGUACUCUUUGAGCGGAAUAUCAAAAUGACAUGCAGGUUUUCUUGCUGAAAACUGACAAUGAAUUUGUUUUUUAAUUAUUAGUGCUGAGGGAGAGUUUCUUUCUUUUUUUAAUGUAUUGACAGACUGUCCAAGUUGUGAAGCAAGACGGGCCAGCCUGUACAUGUAGUUGUCUCCCUUUAAUUGUAAAUACUUGUACAUAGACCUAUCAUUACUCCAUGGAAUAUCCCCCUCUUUCACUUGUUCACUUUCUGUCUCUCUUCUCUUAACUGUCUGUUGCCUUGAGGGCCUCUUGUAAAUAUUGCAUUGUGGGCAGACAUCACACCAUACAACACAGUGUUGCUACAUGCACCAGAGAAACGUUAUAUAGAACACACAGUAAUUGUUUCUCUGUCUUUGUUAGUCUACAUACAUAAAAAUGGAAACCGCGCCACACAAAUUGCAAGUGCUAUGUUGCAUUGUCAUUGUUAGUAUGUUGUAUGCAUGUUGUUGGUACAUACACUGUAUGUACAUGUUUCUGUGUGUAAAUAAUAGUAUAGGUUUCUUCUUUUGUACAUUUGAUCAUCUUUAUUUAUGUCUAUAAAUGAAAUAAAAUCUGGAAAAACA
Molecule: messenger RNA, 4296 nt
Organism: Gigantopelta aegis
Lineage: Eukaryota; Metazoa; Mollusca; Gastropoda; Neomphalida; Peltospiridae
Exons: 17
Coding region: 447-2885 (812 amino acids)
Biological process (GO): signal transduction
Cellular component (GO): plasma membrane; nucleus
Molecular function (GO): protein binding; guanyl-nucleotide exchange factor activity
Source: RefSeq, a predicted model, not a curated record